Grammomys surdaster is the source of this 1821-nucleotide messenger RNA. RefSeq names its product cystathionine gamma-lyase (gene Cth). Gene Ontology annotation, biological process: transsulfuration. Gene Ontology annotation, cellular component: cytoplasm. The transcript is spliced from 12 exons. The record is from RefSeq and is a predicted model, not a curated record. NCBI's taxonomy places the organism in Eukaryota, Metazoa, Chordata, Mammalia, Rodentia, Muridae. The coding region runs from base 60 to 1256 and encodes 398 amino acids. Gene Ontology annotation, molecular function: cystathionine gamma-lyase activity; pyridoxal phosphate binding.
CAGAAGGAUAUAGUCGUUGUCUUACUAGCCAAAGCCACACUACUCUCUCAGGCCCCACCAUGCAGAAGGACGCUUCCUCGAGCGGCUUCCUGCCCAGCUUCCAGCACUUCGCCACUCAGGCCAUCCAUGAGGGACAAGAGCCCGAGCAGUGGAGUUCGCGCGCUGUGGUGCUGCCCAUUUCGCUAGCCACCACGUUCAAGCAAGACUCGCCAGGCCAGUCCUCGGGUUUUGUAUACAGCCGCUCUGGAAAUCCAACAAGGAAUUGCUUGGAAAAAGCAGUGGCUGCACUGGAUGGGGCAAAGCACAGUUUGUCUUUUGCAUCGGGGCUAGCUGCCACCACGACAAUUACCCAUCUUUUAAAAGCAGGAGAUGAAGUCAUUUGCAUGGAUGUAGUGUAUGGAGGCACCAACAGGUACUUCAGGAGGGUGGCGUGUGAAUUUGGACUGAAGAUUUCUUUUGUGGAUUGUUCCCAAACCAAAUUGCUAGAGGCAGCGAUUACACCACAAACCAAGCUUGUUUGGAUUGAAACACCCACAAACCCAACCUUGAAGUUGGUUGAUAUCGAAGCCUGCGCACGAAUUGUCCACAAACGUGGAGACAUCAUUUUGGUUGUAGAUAACUCUUUCAUGUCUGCAUAUUUCCAGAGACCUUUGGCUCUGGGUGCUGAUAUUUGUAUGUGUUCUGCCACAAAAUACAUGAAUGGCCACAGCGAUGUGCUCAUGGGCUUAGUGUCUGUUAAUUCUGAUGACCUCAAUAACCGACUUCGUUUCCUGCAGAAUUCACUCGGGGCAGUUCCUUCUCCUUUUGAUUGUUACCUCUGCUGCCGAGGCCUGAAGACACUGCAGAUCCGGAUGGAAAAGCAUUUCAAGAAUGGGAUGGCAGUAGCCCGUUUCCUGGAGUCCAAUCCCCGGGUAGAGAAGGUUAUUUAUCCUGGGCUACCCUCUCACCCUCAGCAUGAGCUGGCCAAACGCCAGUGCACCGGCUGCCCAGGGAUGGUCACUUUCUAUAUCAAGGGUGCUCUGCAGCAUGCCAAGACCUUCCUCAAAAGUCUAAAGGUGUUUGCUCUGGCUGAGAGCCUGGGAGGAUAUGAGAGUCUGGCUGAGCUCCCAGCAAUCAUGACCCAUGCCUCCGUGCCUGAGAAGGACAGAGCUGCCGUCGGGAUCAGUGACACACUGAUCCGACUUUCCGUGGGCCUAGAGGAUGAAGAGGACCUUCUCGAAGACCUGGGUCAAGCCUUGAAGGCAGCGCACCCUUAAAGUUCGAGUCAAAGCUGGCAUUCCAGUGCUGCCAUCAGGAGCAGCAUCCAAGGGUCGAAUCUUCUGAAUAACUGGACAGACCGUUAAGGAGCAUCUGCAGAACUUCACAGUGAACGUUCUAAGGCCCCAAUGAUUUUGCAGCUGUAAUCUUCCAGGGAUCUCCCCUUAAGGACUGUCUUCUGUUUAUCUUCUAGCUAACAGGUUGUUCUGUUAGUAUCAUUUUGGUAAUUUUGCUAUAUUUGUGUCCAAGGAAAUGAGAGUUGUGCUGUUUUGGGGAUCAUGUUGCUUUUUUUCCCUUUUUUUCUUUCUUUGGUAGCUUAAGAUAUACUUUAAUCAUGUUUACAAUGUCACAAUUUAGUAUUCAUUUUUAUGAAGUUAAAUUAUUAAAUGAAUGAUCUUAAAUCAACUGUGAGUUUUUUUGAAAAAUUAUUGAAAGUGGGGGUUUUUACAUAAUUACCAUAAACCAAAAAUCAAAUAUUUGGAAUACCUACUGUGAAAUUCAAGUGAAUAAAGGUUGUACUUGAUACUUGUUAUUUUUCUUAAAUAAAUUUAAUUAUCAAAUGUA